Molecule: messenger RNA, 2716 nt
Organism: Puntigrus tetrazona (Sumatra barb)
Lineage: Eukaryota; Metazoa; Chordata; Actinopteri; Cypriniformes; Cyprinidae
Product: zinc finger protein 239-like
Exons: 3
Coding region: 175-1353 (392 amino acids)
Biological process (GO): regulation of transcription by RNA polymerase II; central nervous system development
Cellular component (GO): nucleus
Molecular function (GO): RNA polymerase II cis-regulatory region sequence-specific DNA binding; DNA-binding transcription factor activity, RNA polymerase II-specific
Source: RefSeq, a predicted model, not a curated record
CCCUUGUAAACAAAACGAAGCAGAAGUAGCUGACAUUAUUGUACAGUUCUGGCAGCGUUGAGUUUCCGAAGAAAGCGGCAGAAUUGUGAGAAAAGCAUUUUUAAGACGUAAACGUGGCGAAAGAAGGAUAUGAUGUAUCUGUCCGUGCUGGAUAUCGACGGUUUCACGACGUGAAUGACUAAAAGGGAGGCGUCUCUGGAAGUGAAGCUGAUGAUGGAGAGACACAGAAAACUGAGCAGAGAGGAGAUGGAGAAGGUUUCAGUCGGGGUGACUGAUGGGAGCGUCAGAGAUCAGCUCUCUGAACAGAGAUCCGGAAACACGCAGGACUCGGAGAUCAGCCUCAGUUUACUUUGUUACACUGAGGCUCAUGACAGUCAUGAAUCCAGCAGUCGAAUGUCUUUGGGUUUAGAGCGUAACCCUGAAGAAGGGCAGACGACACUCAAGAUGUGCUCGGUGAAGCUGGAGGACUGCAGGAACAUGAAAAGAGCUCAUGAAGAACAGAGCGAUGAUGAUGAUGAUGAUGAUGUUUUUAUUCCAUCAGACUUAAAAGAGGAACGUGAAGUGGAGGAGAUGCAUCAGAAACCUAAAAACGAUUUAAGCGACGAAGCGUUUUUCACUGGCAACGAGUGUGGAACGAGUUUAGUUCAGGAAGGUGAAAAACCGCACAAAUGCCCUCGGUGUGGCAGGAGUUUUUCGCAAAGAGAACAGCUUGAAGUGCAUGCGAAAGUUCACAACGGAGAGAAACCCUUUGCCUGCCGUGAUUGUGGCAAGAGCUUCACGCGUCAAGGAAGCCUUAACGUGCACAUGAGGGUCCACACCGGAGAGAAGCCUUUCCUGUGCCCUCAGUGUGGAAAGAGUUUCAGUAUUAAACUGUACCUUAAGAAUCAUCUGAAAAUUCACACGGGAGAGAAACCGUACACGUGCGCCGAGUGCGGGAGGAUAUUCUCACAGAGAGGACACCUCGACACGCACAUGAGGUCUCACACCGGAGAGAAGCCUUAUUCGUGCCAAGAGUGUGGAAAGAGUUUCACGCGCCAAGGAAGGCUUAACAUUCACAUGAGAACUCACACCGGAGAGAAGCCGUUCACCUGCCCUCAGUGUGAGAAGAGUUUCAUCGGUAAACAUUACCUUAAGGAUCACCUGAAAGUUCACACCGGAGAGAAACCGUACACGUGCACUCAGUGCGGGAAGAGUUUUGCGCAUAAAGGAAUCCUUAAUGUGCACGCGAGAGUUCACACCGGAGAGAAACCUUAUACCUGCCACGUGUGUGGAAAGAGUUUCACGCGGGCAGAGAGCGUCAAAGACCAUCAUCUACGAAUUCACUCUGGAGAAAAGUCAAAAAGUAAAGCAUGAUUUGGGGUUUAGAACUUGUCUGUCUCUGAUACGAGAACCGUGGUUUCAGAGAUGCUUUACAUAUAUAUGCUAUGCAUUAUGCUCAACCAAAACUCUGUAUCAUGAAAUUCAUUGUCUGAUUCAAUAAUCGGUUUUUAUUUGUAACUGCAGCCAUAAUAAUAUUUUUGCUUAAUCAUAAAAGUUCUGCAUUGCCGUGGACUCUAGACUAUUUAAUUGUAUAUAGUAUCUGUAUUUAAUAUGAUGCUAAUUUAACGUUUAUCAGUAUGAAAUGACAAAAUUAGGGUGAACGUUGAGAUCAGGUGAAAGUUGCUGGCUCUUUGAUCGCCCCUCGUGGCUGGCUGCAGUACAGGCCAUAAACCCCGCCUUCUCCAUGUAAACAAGUGGGACACGAGUCAAAAAAAUGAUUUACACUACCAAAACAAUUUUCCGAAAUAUGGUUUUAGUCAUUUCUGGUAGUUGUUUUCAUGUUGAUAUAUGUUCGUUUGUGAUCAUUUUGAUUUUAGCUAGUAAUUUGAUGCUGUAAAAAUGGGGGCUUGUCGUUGUGGUUGACUGGAUCUGCGGGAUUUUGAUACUUUGGCUCCAAAUUAAUGUCUUUUGCGCAGACUCAGGCUCCAAAUAACAUCAUUUAAUCAAGAUGGCAGCUGCCAUUUCUUACAGUGGAAGGAAGCAGAGAUGUCCUGAUGUUCGUCCUUUUUUUUUUACACUCUAUGGUUGAGAUCAUCAUGGACCUUGAAACCGUCUUGAAGAACAAAAGGUCAAAGCAGCACAUGACUAGUUUGUUGUAUAAGGGUGAUGGUUGUGUACUACACUGGAGCCAAUUUGAAAAAAGGACCUGAUUCCACUCAACUUCAAGAGUGAGUAGAGUUGGACUAUUAAACAAUUCCACCAGAGACCUUUUUUCUGGUUGCUGUGUCCCAAGAUGUCCUUAUUGGUUUCUGCAUUUGUCAAAAAUCACUUGGCGAUGAGGCAGUGGCAUUCAUGGUUCUUCGUUAGGUUAUGUUGCGUUUCAGUAGGAAAAACACAGAACAAUCAAGUAAUUGCAGCUAAUGAUUGAGGAAUCGUUUGACUAUUUAUGAAAUUGUUACUUUGUUGUCUUAUGAGCAGUGAGAAUGGAAAACCAGUAGAGAAAAAUGCUAUGUAAUGAAAAGUUAGUUUCGUUUUGAUUUCUUCCAAACAAAACUGGCACUACUAUGUAAAAUAAUCAACAAAUAGUUAUUAUAAUUGAUUCUUUGUCAUCCCCAUUAAUGGCAUGUUCACUUGCCUCCCUUUAGACAAGUCUAUUUGUUGGACUGUACGUCAGUGAUCCACUAUAGUCUUCAUUUGGGACAUGUAACAAGCAGCAUGGAUCAUUUUGACGUUUUUU